Molecule: messenger RNA, 756 nt
Organism: Adineta ricciae
Lineage: Eukaryota; Metazoa; Rotifera; Eurotatoria; Adinetida; Adinetidae
Source: the annotation of a GenBank genome assembly
AUGGUUGUGUACAAGUUAAUUUUACUUCGUCAUGGUGAAAGUGAGUGGAAUGAAAAGAACCUGUUUUGUGGAUGGAACGAUGUUGAUCUCUCACAGAAGGGUAUUGAAGAAGGCAAACAAGCAGGCAAAUGGCUCAAAGAACAAGGUUGUACUUUUGACGUCGCUUACACCUCGGUUUUAAAACGAGCGAUCAAAACAUUGUAUCUUAUUCAAGAAGAAUUAGAUCUUCAUUGGACUCCGGUUUAUCGUCAUUGGCGUCUGAAUGAACGCGUCUACGGUGAUUUACAAGGUAAAAAUAAAGCUCAAACAGUGGCGAAAUACGGUGAAGAUCAAGUUAAAAUUUGGCGUCGUGCUUAUGAUAUUCCACCUCCACCAUUGGAUGAAUCCAGUGAAUACAAUCCCAAAAAUGAUCCAAAAUAUCAAAACGUUGACAAACGUCUAUUGCCAUUGACUGAAUGCUUAAAAGAUACCUUCGUGCGCAUAUUACCUUACUGGCACGAUCACAUUGCGCCAUCCAUCCGUUCCGGACAAAAUGUGCUCAUAUGUGUUCACGGUACUGCUGUUCGAGCAUUGAUUAAAUAUCUUGAUCAAGUAUCCGAUGGUGAUAUUUCAAAAAUUGACGUGCCGACAGGUAUUCCAUUGAUUUAUGAAUUGGAUGAAAAUAUGAAUCCGAUUCGGCAUUAUUAUGUUGCACCGGAUGAUGUUGUCAAAAAGGCGAUUGAAAAAGUCAUGAAUCAAGGAAAAGCAAAACAAUAG